AUGGCGCAGAGUCUCGAAUCCAGGCCUACAGUGGUGGACUUUCGUGAAGAAAGCCCGUGGGUGCAGCUAGCCAAGGCCCACUGGCUGAACUCGAAGGUCCGCAAGGCCAAACCAGAUGUGAUCAAGAAGCAAUUGUGGGAUCCUUUGGAAGCAGAGGCUUUCAACAGCCGCUCACUAUUGAUCCUCGAGAACCUGAACAUUCUUGAGAAGUUCCUUUGGCCGACUUACACAGAGGAUGCGUCAAAUCAUCAUGUAAUGUUGAUUGCAUUGAUCGUCAGCGCGAAGCAUCGGGAGCACUUGCCGAUAUGGGAUAUCUUCUCCGACCGCGCCGAUGACUUCUCUAAUCUCUUCCACCGUAUUCUCUCCAUGAGCAUUGAUGUUUCACUUCCGACUCGCUCUCGACUUUCUAUCAUAUCGUUUAUUAUCAGCGCCUUCCAGUCGCUCGAGAACGUCCUGAUCCGCAAAGAAUGCGCCCCGCUCGUUUCUAUCUCAGUCUGGCACAACCUGGCCAGCGAGGAGACUAGAGAUCGUAUUGUUGCAAAGGCUCCAACACUGAAAAAGGCAUGGAGAGCCUCUGCGAAGCGAUACGACGCUGGAGAUGAAGCAGCGAAAGCAAAGAUGCGAUUCGAACGUUCAUGGCUAUAUACGAUGCUCUUGGAUUUCCUUCAUAGGUUGAACGGACCCGAAAAGGACCAGGCUGAGAACUUGCUAUACUGUGAACGUUUCCUUGAGCUCUUGGUGGAUCUCGAAAGUCAGCUUCCCACCAGGCGCUACGUGAACACGCUGUUGAAGGACCUCAACCUUCUGUCGGUUAUUCGCCUUUCACAGCUCUACCGUGUACCUGAUAAUGCUCUCCUUCGCGACUUCCACAGCCUUCUCAAACAUUUUGUCGAAUUUGCAAUUGACGAUUACUCUGGUGAGGCUCUUCCCCCCAGGGAGUCUACGACCUGCAUUGCCAGGAAUUGGCCCAACUGCAAAGAACCUCCAUGA
Penicillium hordei is the source of this 990-nucleotide messenger RNA. RefSeq lists its product as uncharacterized. Bases 1 to 990 code for a protein of 329 amino acids. The transcript has 3 exons. The record is from RefSeq and is a predicted model, not a curated record. NCBI's taxonomy places the organism in Eukaryota, Fungi, Ascomycota, Eurotiomycetes, Eurotiales, Aspergillaceae.